AUGUCGACGCCGCCGUCGCCAUCGCCGCCGUCGCCGCCGCCGAUGCCGCCGCCCGGCGCCUGGAGUCGCGGACACGCCGUUUCUAUGGGCCUGUUCGGCCAACUUGAAGUUGGCCAGUCGGGCGGUUUGAGUCGCGGUGCAUGUCUGCGUCCGACGCCCGUCAAGGCGCAACCCUUGACUUGGCUGGCCGACACGACCGGCCCCCUCGGCCGAGGCCUCGGCAACAGCUCCGGCCUGGGCCGUCUGUCGCCGAGGGAACCGGACGCGGCUGCCGACUCGGACGCCGAUGGCAACGUCGAGGCGACCGGCUCGAAAGCGGAUCUGAGGACGGCCUUUCGGCGCGUCGGCCAGCCGCAGAGCCGGGCCGGCGAGGCGACGAGUGACGCGAAGAGACGAGCAACCGAAACAACGAACGGCGACGGCGACGGCGACGGCGACGGCAGAGACCGUGACGAGUCUGAAUCGGUGGAUGUGAGAGCGUCGGCAGAUGCAGCGACCGAACGAGACCAAGUCAAAGUGGCCGAAGAUGGCGAAGCGAGCAGACCGAAAGUAGGACGGAUUUCGACGACAGCCUCAAACGCAAACGCAAACGCAAACGCAAACGCAAACGCAAACACAACCGCGACGGCCGUCCGUCGGACUGGAGGCGGCCAAACGGGUGAAGGUGGUUGCGCCGAGACGGCGCCCCUGGCGCCCGCGACGACAGAGGCCGCCUCGUCGGGGCGACAGGACUCGAAUUCACGGAAAUGCAUGACUGCAGCCCGAAACGCAGCAACCAUGCAGGCCGGUCAAGUCUGCAGCGACGGGCUGUACAUUCUGCAUCAGUCCAUCCUGGAACAGAUCAAGCGAGGCAUCGCUCUGCCGCUGCGCUCCGUUGGUACUCGAGUUGCCGGGCAUCGUGUGCAAUCGGGUUAG
Protopolystoma xenopodis is the source of this 915-nucleotide messenger RNA. The record is from the annotation of a GenBank genome assembly. Lineage: Eukaryota; Metazoa; Platyhelminthes; Monogenea; Polystomatidea; Polystomatidae.